Daldinia vernicosa is the source of this 799-nucleotide messenger RNA. RefSeq names its product 60S ribosome subunit biogenesis protein NIP7. Gene Ontology annotation, molecular function: RNA binding. Gene Ontology annotation, cellular component: nucleolus; preribosome, large subunit precursor; nucleus. Gene Ontology annotation, biological process: ribosome assembly; ribosomal large subunit biogenesis. The transcript has 2 exons. Bases 81 to 644 code for a protein of 187 amino acids. The record is from RefSeq and is a predicted model, not a curated record. Lineage: Eukaryota; Fungi; Ascomycota; Sordariomycetes; Xylariales; Hypoxylaceae.
GUUCUGAAGUACGCCCCGCGCUCUCUUAUGAGGUAUAGCAUUAUCCAAUUUACUUGGCGCAUACAUAAAAUACCGUCAAGAUGAGGCAGCUUACAGAACAAGAAACGAAAACGCUUUUCGAGAAGCUAGCCAACUAUACAGGAAACUCGUUAAAGAACCUAAUUGCGCCGCUCGACGAUUCGCCCGACGCCGAUCGCUAUGUCUUCCGUCUGAAUCGCGACAGAGUAUACUAUGUCCUACUCUCCGUCGCCAACUUAGCCACAUCGAUAUCAAGGGAUCAUCUUGGGUCGCUGGGUAUCUGCUUAGGCAAGUUCAGCAAGACCGGAAAAUUCAGGUUACACAUAACAGCGCUGCCUAUCCUAGCCGAGCAUGCGCGGUAUAAGCUAUGGAUUAAGCCCAAUGGCGAGAUGCCCUUCCUUUACGGCGGCAACGUCGUCAAGGCCCACGUCGGCCGCUGGUCCGACGACUGCCCCAGCCACCAGGGUAUCGUCGUCUACAAUAUGUCCGACACGCCCCUCGGCUUCGGCGUUACCGCCCGCAGCACCGCCGAGGCCCGUCGCCUCGACCCAACCGGCAUCGUAUGUUUCAGGCAGGCCGACUGUGGCGAGUAUCUCCGAGACGAAGACACCCUAUUUGCGAGCUGAGCAGGCAUAAAUUGGGUGGGGGUGACGGAUGUAUGUAUAUACGAGGAGACAAGAAGAAAAAAAGGACGAUGGGUAGCUUUUGGCACUAGAAGAUGGCCUGGAGUUCGGAAUUGGCUUGAGCUUUGUGCAUUCAGGGGCGUUUGCGGCUAUCUACA